AUGAAAUUGGUACUGUUGAUACCAUUGGGUCUUCUGGCAUUCGCCAGAGGGGACUUUGUGAAAUACGACGAUUACACGGUUUAUAAAGCAAUUCCUGAAAAUGAAAAUCAAUUGGCGACUUUAAAAUCCUUACAACAUGACAUUACAUUCCAACUAGAUUUUUGGACGGAGCCCAAGAAAGUGGGAAUACCAGUAGAUAUUAUGGUACCCCCUGAAAGGAAAGAGUACGUACAGGAUACUUUUGAAAGGCACCAGAUAAAAUAUGAUGUUAUGAUUGAAAAUGUACAAAGCCGAAUCGACGAAGAGAAAUUAUCUAAUGAACAAUCUAAAUUAAGUACUGAAGAUUUCAAUUGGUCGAAGUACCAUACCUUAGAAGAAAUUAAUAACUGGCUCAUGUUACUGACCAAAACUUAUCCAGAUAAAGUCACGCUGGUUAACGGUGGUUCCUCCUACGAAGGACGUAAAAUUUUGGGGGUUAAAGUAUCGUUUCGUCCAGGAAAUGAAAACAAAACUGUUUGGAUCGAUUCGCUAAUUCACGCUAGAGAAUGGAUUGCUGGUGCUACAUCAACCUUCAUCUUGAACCAGCUUUUAACCAGCACCAAUUCUACCAUAAGAAGCACUGCUGAGUCUCACGAUUGGUACUUUUUCCCGGUUAUUAACCCCGAUGGGUACGCUUACACUCAUUCCAACGAUCGUAUGUGGCGUAAGACGAGAACACCUUAUGGACGGUGCUUUGGAACAGACCCGAACAGAAACUGGGACUACAAAUGGAGCGAUGGAGGAUCCACGAAUGAUCCUUGCAGUGAUGUGUACGCAGGCCCUAAACCUUUUUCUGAAAUUGAAACCCGAAGUCUGUCGGAAUAUAUGAAAGGAGUCGCCAAGCAAUUGGAACUUUUCAUCACUUUCCAUUCGUAUUCGCAAUUAAUGUUGAUACCUUAUGGUCAUACGACAGCUCAUCUGGAUAACUAUAAUAUAACAUACCCUGUUGGAUUGAAAGCAGUUGCGUCCUUAGCUCAAAAAUAUGGAACACAAUACAGUGUUGGGGAUAUUGCUGAAAUCAUUUAUGUGGCUACAGGAAGUAAUAUGGACUGGUUAAAAGCCAAUUAUCACGUACCUUUUGCAUAUGCAUAUGAGCUUCGUGAUCAAGGUCAAUAUGGUUUUCUACUACCUACGGAGCAAAUCGUUCCAACUGGAGAAGAAACUUUAGAUUCCAUAAUCACUAUAUUGAAAGAAGCUGAUAAAUAUAUCGAUUAG
Messenger RNA from Phyllotreta striolata, 1254 nucleotides. The record is from the annotation of a GenBank genome assembly. Lineage: Eukaryota; Metazoa; Arthropoda; Insecta; Coleoptera; Chrysomelidae.